AUGUCACCAAAGAAAAAGACAGCAACAACAACAGCAGCAACUACUACUACUACUACCACUUCUACUACUACCACUACUUCUACAGCGACUACUACUACGGCAACAGCAACGACAAGAACACGACGUAACGAACCCAAAAUAUUUAGAUGUACUGGAUAUGGUGAUUGCAAUAUGGUUUUCUCUAGAAGUGAACAUUUAGCAAGACAUGCUAGGAAGCAUACUGGCGAGAAACCCUAUAAAUGUAUUGUACCUAAUUGUGAUCGUACAUUUAGUCGUAUUGAUAACAUGAUGCAGCAUACACAUACACAUAAUCGUAAUAGAAAGAAAGGAUUUCAAGAAAAGAAACCUUCCGUACCUGACGACAAUAUGAUGGUGAAUGUACCACCAAGGUCACCUAAAAUCGAAUUUCAGCAGCCAUUUAAUCAUUUACCUCCUUACGAACAACGGCCACUUCUGCCACCACCAUUACCCGUUCAGGAACAUUAUUAUCAUUAUCCCCCUUUACUUCCUCCCCCGCCUCCCUCUGUAUUAGCUCCACAGGGACCUUAUCCAUGGCCAUAUCCUUCACCUCCAAAUACAUCCGCUUCUUUUGUUGAACAAAAAAAGAUGGACUCGCCUAAAAAACCACUUUUUCAAAAAUUGGAUUCAAACAGUACACGAUGUAUUGAGCUAUCAACGCCUAUCCAGCAAUUAAAUGAUGAAACAUCAGACACCACAGACGAUGAGCGUAUGUCACCCAUGACAGAUGACACUACAACCACUGUGAUCACAGCGGAUGAAUAUGAAGCCCUUCAAGGGUUCGGACAAUUCUGCACUAAGCCUAGAGAAUAUAAAGAAAUACCCGUUAGAUGCAUUCGGUUCUUACCCUCGCAAGUUUAUGCUUUCCGUCAGCAAGUCGAUCUGGUUCAAGAAUCUUUUUCAAGAGGAACGGCUGGUACUACUUUUUAUUCUGGUUGA
Rhizopus microsporus ATCC 52813 is the source of this 957-nucleotide messenger RNA. RefSeq lists its product as uncharacterized. The coding region runs from base 1 to 957 and encodes 318 amino acids. Gene Ontology annotation, biological process: regulation of transcription by RNA polymerase II. Gene Ontology annotation, molecular function: DNA-binding transcription factor activity, RNA polymerase II-specific; RNA polymerase II cis-regulatory region sequence-specific DNA binding. Lineage: Eukaryota; Fungi; Mucoromycota; Mucoromycetes; Mucorales; Rhizopodaceae. Gene Ontology annotation, cellular component: chromatin. The transcript has 2 exons. The record is from RefSeq and is a predicted model, not a curated record.